CUGGAAUGAAUGCACUAAUACGACGCGCUAAACGAGGCCGCUUCCUGUCAAAAAUCCAUUAAGACUGUAGCAGAUUCCCAAUCGCUUCUCUGUCUCUCUCUCUCUCUCUGCGCUUUUCAACACUCGUUUCUCUCAUUUGGGCCUUCUUUGCCCUUUUCCUCCAUCUGUCCAUUUUGCAUUCAUCAUCCCCUGCAAAGCCUCUCUGCUUCGGGGAGAGAGAGAUGGAAAGGGAGAGGGAGAGAGACUUUACCGCGAAAGGGGGAUGCUUUUUGCUCAUCCCAUUCAUCGCUUUCAAUCUGUUUCAGGUUUCCGUUUAGGAGGUCUCUGAUUUAUGAAUCGCCAGCUACUCUCUUGUUGCUUGCAAAUGCUGGUCUUCGUUCUGCUCAGAAGCGUGAAAGCUACUCGUCCUCUGCUUCUCUCCUUGCUCUGGUAAAGCGUGAAGCCAAAGAGUAUACUUGCAACUGAAGCAGGACUUUGAAGAGCGGUUUUUCUGGGUUCUGCUCUUGUUGGGUUCUUUUGCUUGAGCUUUUGACCGGUGAAGAAGAAUGGGCUCUGCGAACACAAAACUUGAUAGUAAUGAGGCCCUCCGUUUGUGUAAGGCUAGGAAGAAAUUCAUUAAGGAAGGCAUGAACUCCAGAUAUGCACUAGCUGCUGCUCAUGUGUCUUACAUUCAGUCUCUUAAAAACAUCGGUGUAGCUCUGCGGCGAUAUGCGGAAGCUGAGAUAUUGAUAGAGUCAUCUCUCUCGACUUCUGCUACCGAGAUCGAGAAAACUCCUUCGCAUUCCUCUUAUCCGUCCCCAUCUCCUUCGCACAUCGUGGAUAUGUCUGAUUCCCCACUGAACAAUGGAAGCCCCCUUUCACCAUUGACGGCUAGAAUGAGCUUCAUGAAAACUGGGGGCUCAACUUCCGUGACCAUCUGUUUGAAUCCUCUUGCUAGUACGAGAUUUUUGGAUGAUGAUACAAUGGCAUUUGGGAUCCCACCGCCGCCCCCUCUGCCACCCGAAUCUGGUGGCUCUUGGGACUUCUUCGAUCCUAUUGAUGAGAAUGAGAGCUUCAGGUUUGAUGGCCAAUGUGGAGUUGAUAUGAAUUUCCAGAGUUUCGGAGACUGGUCGCAGUUUAAGGGUGAAAAGCUUGACCAAUUAAAGGUAAAUUCAAGUGAAGCUGAUGUAUUUCAUGAUGCAAAAUCAGUCCUCAAAUCAGAAACAAAAGAUUGUGUGAAAUCAGUUGAUAUAUCCACUACAAGUAACGGCCAUAGUUCAGCGGUGGAGAACACUUGUAAAUUGAUAGUUCUAGGAGCUCCACGAGGUGAUUCAAAGCAAGGAUCAGCUAACGAGGUGAGACAGGUGGGGACAGAACGUAGCGCCAAUGAUUCAGGCCAAAGUUCGCAGUACAAGGGUGGUGUUGGAUGUUCGAGUUCUAUGGUAGGAAUGACCACAGCAAACAAAGAAAUGGGUGCUGAAAGAGAGGACCCUUCCGAGUACAUUACCCACAGGGCAAAAGAUUUCCUUUCAAGCAUAAAGGACAUCGAGCACAAAUUCUUCAGGGCGUCUGAGUCUGGUAAGGAGGUCUCCAGAAUGCUUGAGGGAAACAAAAUCAGGGUUCGAUAUACAGAGGAGAAAGGUCAGUCAUCCUCGUCAGCUUUGUUGGGAGCUUUUCAGCAUGUGUGUUGCCGCCAGAAGCCUCCACUCAUAUCUCACGAACCUGGACAACAUGGGAAAAGGAUGAUAAUAUGGAAAAGGACAACAUCUUCUCAGUCAUCUUCAUCAAGAAAUCCCCUAAAUGGAGCAGCGAAAGAUGAUGUUAGCGACAGUGGAAGUGAUUUCAUGGAAGAGUUCUGUAUGAUUUCAGGAAGCCAUUCAUCCUCUUUGGACAGGUUAUUUGCAUGGGAAAGAAAGCUUUACGAUGAAGUCAAGGCCAGUGAAUCUAUUAGAAAGGAGUAUGACAAAAAGUGUGACCAGCUUCGACACCAAUCUGCAAAGGAUUGCAGUACCCAUGUCAUCGACAAAACUCGGGCUGUCGUAAAGGAUCUACAUUCUCGGAUACAAGUUGCCCUCCACUCCGUUGAUUCAAUUUCAAAGCGCAUCGAGAAGAUGAGAGAUGACGAGUUGCAGCCACAACUCAUCGAACUGAUUCAAGGAUUCAUCAGAAUGUGGAAGGCUAUGCUUGAAUGCCAUCAUGCGCAGUACAUAACGAUCUCCUUAGCGUACCAUUCUAAAGGCUGCUCGGGAAUGUCACAAGGUGAUGCGUGGCGGCUGAUCAUGGAUCAGCUCCAGCAAGAGAUUGAAUGCUUUGGCUUGAGCUUCGCAAAUUGGAUAAACAGCCUCACGUCCUACGUCGAAGCCCUUAAUGGUUGGCUCCAACAUUGCAUCAUCCAGCAGCCAGAGCGCUCCAAGUACCGACGACCGUGGUCCCCACGGCGAGUGCUCGCUCCGCCCAUAUUCUCCUUGUUCCGUGACUGGGCCGCGGGGAUCAAGGCACUGCCAUCUAGUGACCUCAACGACGCGAUCAGGAGCUUUUUGUCAGAUCUGUAUGAUCUGACAGAGCACCAAGCGGAAUCGCAGAGGAAGCAGAGGCCCUGCGACACAAACAAUGGAGGAUCGGAAGGACCAGACGAGGGGAAGAAUGAAUGCGCCCCCUCCAACUUGAGCUGCAUACAGAGGAGCCUGACCAAAGUCCUUGACCGGUUGACAAAAUUUUCCGAGGCGUCAUUGAAGAUGUACGAGGAUAUUAGACAGAGAACUGAGACAGCCGGAGUUGCAUAUUCGAACUGCAAGUCUGCAAGAUCGAAGAGCGGCUAAAGCGGGUUCGGAUUUCCUCUCUAUUUCGUGCAGUAGAUUUAUAUUUUGUAAAUUCGAAGCUUCUAUACUGUGUGCCGUAUCUCUCUAGUAAAUGGUUUAGGAAGUAGAUUUUUUUUUGCAAGAGCCACCAAAACUAAUCCGGCGAGUUCCUUAAGAGCACAGCUGAGUACAAUUAUGCACAUCUCGAUUGAGGGCGGGUCGAUGACUCGAUCGAUCAUUACAAGAUGCUACUAGGCACUUCUGAUUUUGAAGCUCUGGGUGAAUACUAUUGUGUACUGUGCUCCUGUCCACUGCGACUGUUAAGUAUAAUCGGCAGCAUACUUUCGAGAUUACUAGCGGAGUCAAAGUCGAGUGAAUGGAAGAAGGGAAGGGAAAGACUUGAAUGUAAUUUGUGCAGAAGAAACAAGAAAUGAACGUUGGGGUGUGAAGAGAUGGAAAUUGCAAUGAAUGAUUUUCUCGACUGCAUUACAUA
Molecule: messenger RNA, 3270 nt
Organism: Rhodamnia argentea
Lineage: Eukaryota; Viridiplantae; Streptophyta; Magnoliopsida; Myrtales; Myrtaceae
Product: protein ALTERED PHOSPHATE STARVATION RESPONSE 1
Exons: 7
Coding region: 546-2798 (750 amino acids)
Source: RefSeq, a predicted model, not a curated record